CGUGUGUGUGCGUGUGUGUGCGUGUGUGCGUGUGUAGGCUCGCCGCUUCACAAUGCGUACUGACACCUCUUCAUUCCCGCUGCUGCAGAGACUCAGUGCGUCUACAGACAAACAGCUUCCUCCGAUUAAACAGUAGCGCGCGUUAUUUUCUAUGUUUCUUUCCGCUUAACGCGUUUUAUUUGACUUUCCUUGUGGCCAGAGAGUUUCUUGGAUGCAGUUGUGGGAUUUAAUCAUGUCCAUUGCCUGAAGAACCUGCCCAAUAGGGUUUCGCUGCUAUCAUGGAUACUAUUGGAGUUUCAUUUCUAGACCCGUUGGAGGACUAUGAGAUCCUUCAGAGGAUCGGAAGUGGCACGUACGGUGAUGUGUUUAAGGCAAGGAACAUCAAGACCUCAAAAAUGGCUGCUAUUAAAAUUGUUAAGCUGGAUCCGGGAGAUGACAUCACAUCUAUUCAGCAGGAGAUCACCACAAUGAAGGAGUGCAAGCAUAAGAAUAUUGUAGCCUAUUAUGGCAGCUACCACAGAAACACAAAGCUGUGGAUCUGUAUGGAGUACUGUGGAGGAGGGUCAUUGCAAGACAUCUACCAUGUAACUGGACCCCUAAAGGAGAAGCAGAUUGCAUAUAUCUGUAGAGAAACUUUGCAGGGUUUAAAUCAUCUCCAUGAAACUGGCAAAAUUCAUCGUGAUAUUAAGGGCGCCAACAUACUUCUUACUUUACGAGGAGAUGUCAAACUGGCUGAUUUUGGGGUUGCUGCAGAGAUCAGUGCCACUGCUGCCAAGAGGAAAUCUUUUAUUGGAACUCCCUACUGGAUGGCCCCUGAGGUUGCAGCUGUGGAGAAGAAAGGUGGCUAUAACCACUUGUGUGACAUUUGGGCGGUAGGCAUCACUUCCAUUGAGCUGGCAGAGCUGCAGCCACCCAUGUUUGAUCUUCAUCCCAUGAAAGCACUGAUGUUGAUGUCGAAGAGCAGCUUUCAGCCCCCUAAACUGAAAGAUAAGGCAAAAUGGUCUGCAGGGUUUCAUAGCUUUGUGAAGAUGUGUUUGACGAAGAAUCCUCGUAAGAGGCCCACAGCAGAAACUCUUUUACAGCAUUCCUUUGUUACACAGCUACUGACCAGAAACCUAGUCAUUGAGCUGCUGGACAUGGCCAACAACCCAGAUCUCCACCAUGCACCCAGCAUUGAGGACAAUGAUCAUGACGCUAAUGAUGAUACCCCAGAUAAGAUCCAGUCAAAGGGAAAGUGUUUACCAGUAGAGAGAAGUCUUUCUGAGGAACAGUUUGAUCAGGUCAAAUUUGCACCUCUGAGGAGGAAAGAGACAGAUCCAUAUCCAGAUCUGGAUUCUUGUGAUGACUGGAGCAUUUCUGGUGAUGAAACCGAGUCUCCGAGUCUCUUGGAAUGUGUGGAAGAGGAACUGCAGCAGAGGAGCCUGACAAUAAAAGAACAGCCGUCCUUUGGGUGGGGGAAGAGGAAAAGUGGAUUAUUCAGUCCUCCACCAGUAUCAGCCACUGCAUCACUUCCUCCUAUGAGCAAUUUCAGUACAGCUCAUCAGGGCACAGAUCUAACCCUGAGGCCCAGUGCUUCCCUAAAGUCUGAUACAACUCUUCGGCCCAAAUCAGCUCUGAUAAGAUGCUCAGCCAGUCAUGAUGUGCGGCAGUGGUGCAGUGACCCUUGUGUUCCUGAGGAGGAUGAUAAUCAAGAUGAGCAGCAAAGCCUUUCUGCCAGCAAGGACACAGCUCUCUCUCCUGAGUGGAGUACAAUGAGAAAGAAAGCGGAAGAUUCGAGAGCUGAUUCUCAUGGACUCCCUCCUACCCCCCAAGUCCAUAUGGGGGCCUGUUUCUCGAAAGUGUUCAAUGGCUGCCCAUUAAGAAUCCACUGUGCUGUGACAUGGGUUUUUCCAAAAACUAGAGAUCAGUACCUUAUACUGGGGGCAGAGGAGGGGGUCUACACACUCAACUUAAAUGAGCUUCAUGAGGACACUUUGGAAAAGUUACUGCCACAGAGAUGUACAUGGCUGUAUGUCAUGAACAAUGUCCUCAUGUCUGUCUGUGGAAAGUCAUGUCAGCUUUACUCUCAUAGUCUGACUGCUCUGUUUGAGCAACGUGGACAUGUCCAGAGGAAACCGAGUCACUUAUCCCUCAGCACCAACCGCUUUACUGAUAGAAUCAUCCACAGGAAGUUUGCAGUGUCACUGAAAAUCCCAGACACUAAAGGCUGUCGAAAGUGUAGUGUUGCUCGUAACCCGUAUACUGACAGCACGUUUCUUUGUGCGGCUGUGCCCUCUGGACUUGUUCUGCUCCUGUGGUAUGAGCCCCUGCAGAAGUUCAUGCAUCUAAAGCACAUAGCUGUAAGUCUGCCUGACCCUCUGGUCAUUUUUGAGCUACUUGUUUUGGUCACGGAUGAGCUUCCUCAGCUCUGUGUAGGUGUGAGGGAAUGCCAGCCAAGAAGUGAUGACCCUCAGACAAAGCAGCAACUAAAGUUUGACAUAAUUGAACUGAAUGGCACACCAAAUUCUAAUACAGAUAGUGAAUGUGUAAGAGCAGGGCAGGUAACACAGCUGGACAGAGAUACAGUCCUGAUUGCAUUAGAAAAAACAGUGAAGAUUGUCAAUCUGCAGGGUGUCCCAAGCAUGGACUUAGCCUCAGAAAUGGAGUUUGGUUUCCCCAUUGAGACUUUAGUUUGUCUACAAGAUAGUGUUUUAGCCUUCUGGAAACAUGGACUUAAAGGACGCAGCCUGUACAACUGUGAGAUAACACAAGAAAUCACAGAUGAAACUCGAGUAUUUCGGGUUUUAGGCACAAACAGAGACAUUGUUUUACAAAGCACCCCAACUGACAACCCUUCAUCACCCAGCAAUUUAUAUAUUUUAACUGGUCACGAAAACAGCUACUGAAAGGAGACAAACAACGGGGAGAGACCAAGGAAACUGGAGAUGAUAGAGAGACAUACCAAAAUGAUUCUGGAGUAAUAACAAGUCCAUCAAGUAAAGCCUUAUUGUCACCUGUCUGAAGUGUAAACCUUCAUGCUCUGUAACAGAUGGACACUACACAUGAACUCAGCACUCAGAAAACAUCUCAGCACUGACAAAUGCUCAUUUUAUGAAUGCACUGAAAUCCCCAAAUAGAGCUAUGGAGGACUUCUUUAUAACCA
This is a messenger RNA of Ictalurus furcatus (blue catfish), 3142 nucleotides long. RefSeq names its product mitogen-activated protein kinase kinase kinase kinase 2 (gene map4k2). Gene Ontology annotation, biological process: protein phosphorylation. NCBI's taxonomy places the organism in Eukaryota, Metazoa, Chordata, Actinopteri, Siluriformes, Ictaluridae. The coding region runs from base 279 to 2885 and encodes 868 amino acids. The transcript has 32 exons. Gene Ontology annotation, molecular function: ATP binding; MAP kinase kinase kinase kinase activity. The record is from RefSeq and is a predicted model, not a curated record.